Molecule: messenger RNA, 2087 nt
Organism: Oryza sativa Japonica Group (Japanese rice)
Lineage: Eukaryota; Viridiplantae; Streptophyta; Magnoliopsida; Poales; Poaceae
Product: pentatricopeptide repeat-containing protein At1g59720, chloroplastic/mitochondrial
Molecular function (GO): protein binding; zinc ion binding
Source: RefSeq, a predicted model, not a curated record
GCGCUCCCGUCCACACGAACCGAGCCAUCCGCCACCCAUAUCCCCGCGCCCGCGCGCCCCGCGGCGUCGCCAUGCCCGCGUCGCCGUUGCCGCCGCCGCAGCCGCCGCCAUGCUCUCGCUCGCCGCCUCCUCCCUCCCCUCCACGCGGACCCACCGCCCGGACGCCGCCUCGCACUCCUCCUCCUCCUCCGUCCGCCUCCUCCGCUCGCUCGCACGGUCCCGCCGCGCGGACCUCGCGCACCGGGCGCUCCUGCUCUUCCGCUCGCUCCAGUCCACCCCGUCCCCGCCGCCGCCGCACGUCUCGCUGCCGGCCGUGCUCUCCGCGGCGGCCUUCCUCUCGGCGCUCCCCGAGGGACGCCAGCUGCACGCGCUCGCCGCCAAGCUCGGACUCGCCCCGUCCCACACCGUCGUCGCCAACUCGCUCCUCCACCUCUACUCCUCCUGCGGCCUCCCGGGCGCCGCGCUCGACCUCUUCCGCCGCAUCCCCGACAGGUCGCUCGUGUCGUGGAACACCGCCGUCGACGCCCUCGUCGGGAACGGCGACCACCUCGCCGCGCUCGACCUCUUCCGGGAGAUGCAGCGGGACACGGAGCUCGCGCCCGACGCGUACACCGUGCAGAGCGUCCUCGGCGCGUGCGCCGGCGCCGGCGCGCUCUCGCUCGGCGUCUACGCGCACGCGUUGCUGCUCAGGGAGCUCGGGGGUGACGGCGACGGCGAGGCGGUGUCCCGCGACAUGCUGAUCAACAACUCGCUGGUGGAUCUGUACGGGAAGUGCGGGGCGCUGGAGCUCGCGCAGCAGGUGUUCGACAGAAUGCCCGCGCGGGACCUCGCGUCUUGGAACGUGAUGAUCCUCACGCUGGCCAACCACGGUCGUGUCUGUGAGUCGGUGGAGCUGUUCGAUCGGAUGACUCAGGUGGAGAAGAUGGCUCCGAAUGCCAUCACGUUCGUCGCGGUGCUCAGCGCGUGCAACCAUGGUGGGCUAGUGGAGGAGGGCAGGAGAUAUUUUGCAAUGAUGGUUGAUCAGUACAGAAUCAAGCCUAGGAUCGAACACUAUGGGUGCAUGGUCGAUCUCUUGGCACGAGCAGGGUUCAUCGAGGAAGCUCUCGAUAUCGUGGCUGGAAUGAACUGUCGGCCCGACGCCAUCAUCUGGAGAAGCCUACUUGAUGCAUGCUGCAAGAAGAAUGCCGGAUUGGAGCUUACUGAGGCCAUGGCCAAGCUAGCACUGGAGGUUCCUGAUGAUGCUGUGAGCGGUGUGUAUGUAUUGCUUUCGAGGGUUUAUGCAUCCGCGCAGCGGUGGAACGAUGUGGGCAUGGUGCGGCGGUUGAUGGUGGAAGAGGGCGUCAAGAAGGAGCCAGGGUUCAGUUCCAUUGAAAUGGAUGGCUUGGUUCAUCAGUUCGUCGCGGGCGAUACUUCGCAUCCACAAUCUGAGGCGAUAUAUGAAAAACUGGAUGAAAUUCAGCUGAAGCUCACAUCUGCUGGAUACAAGCCAGAUUUAUCAGAGGCUCCUUUGGUUGCUAGUAUUGACAAUGCCAAGGGCGCCGCCCUCCGGUUGCACAGCGAGCGUCUGGCCAUAUCGUUUGGUCUGCUCAACGCGACGCCUGGGGCACCUAUCCGGAUUCUGAAGAACCUGAGAGUUUGCAAGGACUGUCACACAAUCAGCAAGCUCAUAUCGAAGCUCUAUGGCGUGGAGAUCAUCGUGAGGGAUCGAAUUCGAUUCCAUCAUUUCAAGGAUGGGUCAUGUUCUUGCAAAGAUUACUGGUGAUCACAUCAUGAGCCAUAACGUCUGAUGCUACCAGUAGAGAUCCCUUUGGUGUGUUAGAAGCGCCUCUUGCCUCCAAGCCAAGGUGAAAUGGGAUGUUCAAUGCUGACUACAGCCUUUCAUAUUUUUUUUCUAGGACAGAUGAACAUUAGCAGAUUGAUUAGAGAAACAGGACAUUGUAUAAUAUAUUCAAUCUCAUUUUCUUCUUGAGCCAUCAAGGUAAAUAUUCUAAUUACUCUGAAUCACGACUGUGUCUAUAUGAACAACUAUGUCUAUAUGAACAACUAUGUUCACUUCAUCUUGCAGAAAAAUCUGAGAUAAAUGACAA